GCAAGAAUGUCACUUGUCAGUGUGGUGAGGGUGGUACUGGUGGACAACAAUUGAUCCAUUACCCGUCGAUUACUUAUCAUUCAGCGCAUGUAGCAGCUGUCACGUACCCGUUAACACGGCCCACAGCCCUCCGCAAUGAUCACAACACCAUUAUCAUCGUGACUACUAACAAAACCGUAACCAGUACUCCAUAAAUUACCAUAAACACCACAAACAUGGCACAAAUACCGUCCUCCACGGAUGAUCUGCCGAAGAGUUUUUUAUCAGCAAUGAGGACUCUAUUCCGAAUAAUGGAUGAUCAAAAUUCUGGUUACGUCAAAUACUCGGACAUAGAGGAGCGUUGGCAGGACGAUGGUACCCAGGGUCUGCCGAAGGGUGUCCUUGAGAGUUUGAAAAAAAUAACACCACCCAAUGGGCUCUUGUCCUUCGACAGAUUUUGCGCUGGUCUCAAGAUGUGUCUGCUUCAAAUUAAAAGCGAAACUGAUACGAAGGAGAGUCACAUUAAUCGUGACAGUGGACAGCCGACUAGACCCCCAUCAGCACCAUUUCUCACUGGUGAUGGACAGGGUAAAACCCCUUGGACAUCUCCAAACACAGCUGCCAUACGACCCAACAACGCCAAUGCCAUUUCUCAGCAGAGAACCCUCAGCAUGCCUCAACUAAUUCCAGGAAAAAAAGACACAGUGAAUAAUUCAUAUCACCACUAUCACAGCCAUCACCAUCACUAUGGAGCCAAUAACAACGAUAAUCCAGGGAAUGGUAAUCCAAUGCCAUUAGAUAAUAUCGAGGGUAGGAGCAAUCAGGAGUUGAAAGUCAUCAAGCCACUUGGCCCACCAAAACCCCCCAGAACAGGGGCUGCCAAUUUCGAUAAAUCAGAGAUAAGAACUGCUCUUCAGAAUUGGCAAAUGGGACUCAUGAUGAGUGACGGGGACAAGUGCAUUGAUAAAUCUAGACAAAUGGUGCCAAAUGGUAGUAGUUAUGGGGUAGAUUCUAGGAGUUUGAGCUCGUUGAGACCUCAGAGAAUUCUGGGGGAUGGAAAGGCUGGGGAGAUGCACAAUAAUGAGAUUGGCAUUCCCUUGAAGAAGAAUACGGUGCGCAGGAGGGAGCCCAGGAGACAUACACUGCAGAAUGGAAUUGAUUAUAAUUUGGUAAAAAGAAUGAAACAAAUCGAACAAGAGCGAGAUGUAUUGCUUCAAGGCCUCGCAGCAGUUGACAAAGCGAGGGAGUGGUAUUUGAAGCAGAUUUCAGUGACUCAGGAGAAGAUCAGACAUCUCGGGAAUAUGGGCUCCCACGUGGAACAAUGGACCGAAGCCCAACAAGAGCGUUUGGAGCUUCAGAGAGCUAGAGUUUUAGAAGUGAAUCGCCACUUGGCAGCCCUGAUAACUAGCUGGGAACGAGGUGGAUUGCCAAUGCACAUGAAUCUCGCGUUCUUGAGUACCCCCAGUUCAGCUCAAUUGAGUCAAGAUAUGAUGGCACGGUUGAAGCAGCAGAAUCGUAGAUUAACCGAAGAAGUGAGCAAGAAGGGACACAAAAUAGUUCUCCUCGAGCAGGAGAAGGAGAAUUUAAUGCGGGAGUUGUACAGUCGUCAAGCAGGAAUGAUCCAAUCUCGUCGAUCUACAAUGAUCCAUGAGCAGCACGAUCAGACAUUCAUGUAAGAAUCUAAAAAGCGUUAAAAAUCUUCCAUCGAGACUGUUCCCGAAAAAUUUACAUUCCAAUUAAGGCAUCGACUGCUAGGACACAGGGUAAAAUCAGUUAUUUUAAGUGCUCUGCGACCUUUAUAAUCCGUCCAAUGAAUCAUGAAUACUGUAACUAAAACAAUUUUCUACUAUUUUCGUUGAUUAUAAAUUAUUGAACUUAUAGAAAGAGUAUAAAAUAAAGAGAUUAUGUCAAUGGAAA
Diachasma alloeum is the source of this 1896-nucleotide messenger RNA. RefSeq names its product suppressor APC domain-containing protein 2. Bases 216 to 1655 code for a protein of 479 amino acids. The transcript has 5 exons. Lineage: Eukaryota; Metazoa; Arthropoda; Insecta; Hymenoptera; Braconidae. The record is from RefSeq and is a predicted model, not a curated record.